Bombus pyrosoma is the source of this 2955-nucleotide messenger RNA. RefSeq names its product protein rogdi (gene rogdi). The transcript is spliced from 6 exons. Gene Ontology annotation, cellular component: RAVE complex. The coding region runs from base 134 to 907 and encodes 257 amino acids. The record is from RefSeq and is a predicted model, not a curated record. NCBI's taxonomy places the organism in Eukaryota, Metazoa, Arthropoda, Insecta, Hymenoptera, Apidae.
AAAUUUGUGACAGUAUUUAUUUUCUAGUAACUAUGAUUGAUUAAAUCAUAUGAAAAUAUUCAUUCAAUACAGUUUUACAAUUUAUUGAAUAUAGGACUAAAAUUGAUACACAAAAAUAAUUUGUUACUUGGACAUGAGUAUACAAAUGGAGUUUGAAUGGGUGCUUCAUGAAGAAGUACAUUCUUCACUAUCACAGCUAAGGAAUAUUUUAAUGGAAUGUGCACAAAGAUUUCCAUUAGCAUUAUUUGGCAACGAUCAACAUAAUAAAACAGAUAGAUUUAUAUUUGCUGCACCACAUGACCAAGUGAAAUGUGUUGCUGUUUUAACUGGUGACAGUAUUACAAAUGCAGAAGUUAAUUUUAAAGUACAGCGUCAACAAAAUAUUAAUAUGAGAACAAGUAUACAAACUGAACAUCCUUGGAAGUUACAACAAAUACAAGAUGCUGCUAAUCAUUUACAACAAGCUAUUGCUCACAUAGAUAAUGUUGAUCGUCAUUAUCCAUUUAAGACAUCUGAUGAAGUUAUGCAUGUAUUAGGGAACAUACUUGGUUGCCUCCAACGGAGUCGUACAAGUUUAAUUGUUCCUAGAAAAAAAACUAUUGAUGAUCUCAUUAAAAGCCGUAAUAUGAAGUCAUUAAAUCCUAAUCUUCCAGAAAAUUUGGCAAUUAGUUUUUAUAUUCAAAGUUAUAAACUAGUUUUAGCAAUAUACCAAUUAGAAAAUGCACAUGGUAGUGUUAAGUAUGAAACACAACAAGCAGAAUGUAGUGUUCCAUGGUUAAAUGAUGCUUUAGUACUGCUUACUAUUGCAUUACAGCUUUGCCAACGACUAAAAGACAAGAUCUGUGUUUUUUCUCAGUACAAAGAUUUUACAGUUGGUUCUCACGUUACUUCUACAAUGGGCUGGUAAUAAAAACAUUUGAGCAAUUAACCUUCAAUUGAAAGAAUAGUUGUGUAUAUGUAUAUUACAGUAUAUCACAUUUAAUGCUCUGGUAUCAUUUUUAGUAGGUUUUGUUUUUAUAAACAAAAUUUAGUUCUAAAAAAACACUAAAUUAUAUUACAUUUUCAGAAAUAAGUUUUUUAAUCAUCUGCAUAUAUAUUUUGCUUGAUACACUCUAUUAAAUUCGAAGAUUAAAUUUUACAUAGCAAAUUUUACACAAGAAAAAUUCUUGUAUAUUAGUACAAGAUCUGAGACUUCAUUGUCAUUCACAAUUUUAAAAGUAUUUUGCUAAUUAGUUAUAUGCUUAUAUCUAUUAGUUUGUAUUAGAUUUCCUUUGAUUAUAAUGUUUAAUCUUUUGUAGACAGCUUUGAUCUAACUAAGAAUAGUUAUACAUCUUUACUAAGAUGAAAUAAUUAAGCACUGUAUUUACUAUAUCUCCUGUGAUUUUUUCGGAAUGUUAUAAUAAUUCCCUUCUUACUAGAUAUUAAUGUUCUGUUUCUAAGAAAACGUAUGCAAAUCUAAAGCCAUUGAUUUUAACUAUUUUGUGUAUCCAAUUAUUAUUUUAAACAUUUUAAUGAAUUAUUUAUUUUACUUACCAAAGAAAGUACUAUUUAGUAAGUGUUGACGUACAUUACCGUGGUAUGACGUUCCUUUAAACUUUAAACUGUAUCUAUGUAUUUACAUACAAAUGUCUGAAUUAGUAUUACAUCGAUCAUGAACUAGAUGUUAGAAUAAUUGUUAUUGAUCGAUGUUAUUGUUAUAUAUAUAGCUCAGAAGCAAUUUAUAAGGAUUUCAAUACAGUUAUAUUAAAUAAUUAGAAUUGCCUUAACUUAAUAACGAAGAAACGCGAAAUUUUUAAUAUUAAAAUCGGUUUCUGUAUUGAGUUAAAUGGAAAGUUUUUAUUUAAUUUCUAAAAUUUUAUUCCUUCUAUAUUGUGAUGUAAAAAUUGUAUAUAUGUAUCCUAUGUAUGUAUACAUAUUCAAGUAUAUGUCUUUUCUGCUGAAAUUUUGGUAUUUUUCAGUUUUAUUUAUUCUCAUAUUAAUAUAUGUACAUAUAUAGUUUAACUAUAAAUAAAUUCAAUAAAUUAAAUUGAUUUACUUUCCAUAUAACUCAAUAAAAAAGCAGUAUGUGAUGAUACAUCACUUUUACGUAUUUGAAUUAUAAAUGCUUUACUUUAUUGUAUUAACUAAUCAAAGUACAGUCUGUCCUACAAACCGAAAAUUAAUUUGUUUUGAUUGAAAAUAUAUCUAAAGCACUAGUAUGCUCUUGCUUAAUAAUAAAUCCAAUCUCCUUCAUUAUCGAUUAUAGCUUGACAACGUACCGAUAUACUUUUUACUAAUUUUUCGGGAUACGACACAGAUAGCGAUCUCCACAUUUUUUUAAUGUAGUUCAUUAAAAUUCUUAACUUUAAAAUACAUUUUCCUUUUAAUUUGUGCUUCGUAAUAGACCAAACAUUUUUUAUGCGAUUUGUAUCGAAUGACUGAGACAAUGAUACCGUUUUCAGAUUUCCAUUCGGUGCAGAUGUAGCUUUGAUGUUCCAGAUUAUUUUCUUGCAGCGAAACUUAGACAUUAUAAAUUAUAAGCCAAGGCAUAUCUGAAUGGAUUGUAUAUGUUAAAAUCAUAAUCUCUCCUUUAUUACAUACCAACGCCAGUAUACUUUUGUAUGACAGACUGUAAUUUUUGAUUUAUGAAUUGAAACAAUUAUAAAAUGUAAAUAUUAUUUCAUAAGUGCAAAGCUUUUAAGUAGCUUGUUUUUAGUACUACCAACUAAAUUUACUCAUUUUUGUAAAAAUAUUACUGGGCAAGCCACGAAUUGAAUAUAUUUGCUUUAUUUUAACUACUUAUAUGUUUAAAAUGUUAUAAAUUUACACGUGCUGUGCUUUAGGUAUUAAAAGUUUACAGUUUCAUUUUAUGCAUCAUAUCUCUUUGAGUCUAUAUUAUUAUAUUGUGUACUUAUAUAUUAUAUUUUAUUAAUAUCAUUUUACAAAUUAUAUUUUGUUUAUAGUUACUUGUUAUAU